Messenger RNA from Pollicipes pollicipes, 930 nucleotides. RefSeq names its product gastrula zinc finger protein XlCGF49.1-like. NCBI's taxonomy places the organism in Eukaryota, Metazoa, Arthropoda, Thecostraca, Pollicipedomorpha, Pollicipedidae. The record is from RefSeq and is a predicted model, not a curated record. Gene Ontology annotation, molecular function: RNA polymerase II transcription regulatory region sequence-specific DNA binding; DNA-binding transcription factor activity, RNA polymerase II-specific. Gene Ontology annotation, cellular component: nucleus. Bases 191 to 652 code for a protein of 153 amino acids. Gene Ontology annotation, biological process: embryo development; regulation of transcription by RNA polymerase II. The transcript is spliced from 6 exons.
GCCGCUCUCGCCGCCGCCGGCCGACGAGGACGUCCGCCCCGAAGACGGCGCGCUGCCCCUCAUCACCUCGAUAAAGACCGAGACGGACGACGAAUCGCAAGGGCCGGCGGCAAACGUCGCUGAUUUGUCCGAGGUGGUGGAGACGAAGUUCGGCGCGGAGGCGGCAAGCCCGGCGCGCCCGGUCAGCGGCAUGGACAACACCCACAUCCAGAGCCUGAUCGCCCAGCUGGCGUCGCCCCGCUCGGCCACCGGCGGCGCCAAGAAGGGCCCGUACAGCUGCCGCUACUGCGGCGAGACAUUCAAGGCCAAGGAGCACCUGAACAGGCACGAGCGCAUCCACACGGGCGAGCGGCCGUUCCCCUGCGUGCUGUGCGGCAAACGCUUCAGCCGCAAGGACCACCUCAAGAUCCACGUGCUGAUCCACACCGGCGAGAAGCCGUACAGCUGCACCAUGUGCAACAAGCGCUUCACGCAGAAGCAGACGCUGAUCGAGCACGAGAACGUGCACCUGGGCCGGAAGCCGUUCCGCUGCGACCUCUGCGACGCCUCGUUCCCGGCUAGGGGUAACCUCAAGUACCACAAGCGCAGCGUGCACGGCUGUGCCAUGACCGCGCCCGGCAAGAGCGGCUCCGGCCUGGAGGCGGCCGACUAGCGGCGGCGGCGGCGCAGCGCGCGGGCCGCCACUCCGGUCAACGCCGGUCAACUUCGGUCCCGGACGCGUGGUCCGGUCCGGGGCGGGACGCUUGGUCGACGGCGCGUCCCGUCCCGCAGCAGGCAGGCAUUAUAUACCAAUGUACAACGCAACAAGGAGGCUUUUCGUUCACCCGGUUCGCACCCGACCAUGCACGUACGUUUUAGCCCACCAUACCUGUAGAUAGGAGGCGGCGCGGCCGGGGCGGGCUCCGGCCGCGCCACGCCCAGUAGUACAAC